AUGUCAUACCCUGAUGUUGCCGCUUUCGAUCUAGAUUACACAGUUUGGCCAUGUUUCUGUGAUACCCAUCUUAAUCCUCCUUUUAAGCCUGUCCCUGGAUCUAAUGGCGAAGUCCAUACGUUAGUCGACGCCUAUGGUUACGAACUUUCCUUCUAUAAGGAUAUUCCCCGCAUUCUGGCAGAUCUCAAGUCACAUGGAGUUAAGAUUGUGUCAGCAUCCAGAACUUGGGCUCCAGAAAUUGCUCGGGAUCUAUUGAAAGGUUUCAUGGUACAAUACGAAGGAAAAAUAGUUCCUAUGAUAUCUCUUUUUGAUUCUUUACAAUGGGGCGAGAUGAGUAAGGUAAAUCACAUAAGGAAAGGUAUUAAGGACAUUUAUGGUAGCAACGCUGAUAUCAAGAACUAUAAAAUUUGUUUGUUUGAUGAUGAAACUAGAAACAAAGACGUCGAAAGAUACGGCGUAAAAUACGUCCAUGUCAAAGAUCCAGAAAACGGGACGACUUGGAAACUUUACGAGAAAUACCUUAAUGGGAAUUUGUAA
Lachancea fermentati is the source of this 537-nucleotide messenger RNA. NCBI's taxonomy places the organism in Eukaryota, Fungi, Ascomycota, Saccharomycetes, Saccharomycetales, Saccharomycetaceae. The record is from the annotation of a GenBank genome assembly.